Molecule: messenger RNA, 7100 nt
Organism: Pseudomyrmex gracilis
Lineage: Eukaryota; Metazoa; Arthropoda; Insecta; Hymenoptera; Formicidae
Gene: ssh
Product: protein phosphatase Slingshot homolog 2
Exons: 10
Coding region: 225-4100 (1291 amino acids)
Biological process (GO): protein dephosphorylation; actin cytoskeleton organization; negative regulation of actin filament polymerization
Cellular component (GO): cytoplasm
Molecular function (GO): actin binding; protein tyrosine/serine/threonine phosphatase activity
Source: RefSeq, a predicted model, not a curated record
GGUGCGCGAAAAAUGACGGGUUUUCCACGAUCUUGACGGCGCGAUCUUGUACGUGCGCGCGCGAGGACAGUGCCAAGCGAGCGUUGUGUCGCCUUGUGACGUUGGGACGUCGCGACGAUCCAUGACCAUGGCGUUAGUCACGGUGCAGCGUUCCCCGAGCGUGUCCAGUUCCCCGCAGAGCUCGUAGUGAGAAGACUUGUCGAUAUUCAGAGAGAAGGGCAGAUAUGAUUGUGCUGAAGCAGAAAGUUUCUCUGCACUACGGACUGCCACCGCCACCGCCACCUCAACCACCCUCGCCCUGGUCCAGCAUUCUCUGGAGCAACGAUCGUCACCGACUCGGCAGCGGGCGAAGACUCGCGUGUGGCGCGCGCGUCACGCAAUUGCGAGACAAAGUCAUCGCAAAAGAUUCAGGAGCGGCAGCACCAGCCGAUGACGAUACCGACACUGCGAGAAGCUGUAAAAGUCUGAGCGAAUGUUACUUUGCGGGCAAAGGCGCAGCCCUUAUUUUACCGCCGAACGAAAGAGCUCGUCCUUCCAGACGAGUUUCAACGGCGGGAUGCGAUAUUCAGCAACACUUGCAGUCCAUGUUCUAUCUUUUGAGGCCCGAAGAGACCUUGAAGAUGGCCGUGAAACUGGAGUCGGUGCAUCCAGGAAGGACGCGAUAUCUUGUCGUCGUCUCGUGCACGGGCAGACAGGACGCCGAAGAGAGUUGCCUCCUCGGUAUCGAUUGCCACGCCAGAGCGACCGUCGGUCUCGUGCUGCGAGUUUUGGCCGACACCGCCAUCACUCUCGACGGCGAUGGAGGUUUCAAAGUCAGCGUCUGCGGCCGUCAACAUAUCUUCAAGCCGGUCUCCGUUCAGGCUAUGUGGUCGGCCUUGCAGACGUUGCACAAAGUAUCCGCUAAGGCACGCGAGCAGAACUAUUUUCUCGGCGGAUUGUCACACGAUUGGGUCAGUUACUAUGAGCAACGAAUCGAAAGCGAUCGUUCGUGCCUCAACGAGUGGCACGCCAUGGACAAUCUGGAGUCCAAAAGACCGCCGUCACCGGACAGCGUGCGCACUAAACCUAGGGAAAGGGAGGAGACGGAGCGCGUAAUUCGAUCGACGCUGAAGGAAAUCAUGAUGUCCGUGGAUCUCGACGAAGUCACCUCCAAGUACAUCAGAGGACGUCUCGAGGAGGAUCUGGACAUGGAUCUCGGGGAAUUCAAGCCGUUCAUCGAUCAGGAGAUGCUCACGAUACUGGGUCAAAUGGACGCGCCAACCGAGAUAUUUGAUCACGUAUAUCUUGGUAGCGAAUGGAACGCUAGCAAUUUGGAGGAACUUCAGAAAAAUGGUGUGAGGCACAUCUUGAACGUUACUCGAGAAAUCGAUAACUUCUUUCCGGGUAUGUUCACUUAUCUGAACGUGCGUGUGUACGACGACGAGAAAACGGAUCUGCUGAAGCACUGGGACAACACGUUCAAAUACAUCACGAAAGCGAAGAUGGAGGGCUCCAAGGUCCUGGUGCACUGCAAGAUGGGGGUCUCUCGUUCCGCCUCCGUGGUUAUCGCUUACGCGAUGAAGGCUUACAACUGGGAUUUUUCGCAAGCAUGGAAGCACGUCAAGGAGAAGCGCAAUUGCAUCAAACCGAACAACAGUUUCCUGCUGCAACUCGAGACGUAUCAGGGUAUUUUGGACGCGAUGAAAAACAAGGAAAAGCUGCAGAGGUCCAAGUCCGAUACGAAUCUGAAAUCUCCCACGUCCGCGAAGGAUCAAUCGAAGAAAGAGGAGAAAUCGGACAACGUGGAGAACAACAUGCGGGAAGUUUCGGGUUCGGAAUUGAAGAAGAGCAGCCAGAGACCGAAGAGUUGGUCGCCGAAUGUCAAAGUCGCUGAGAAUAUGUUACCCUCUGUUCCUUUGUCACAGUCGCUGGAGAGCAUUGACAAAGCGGGAAGUACGGAGGUUACGCGGGAGGAUCUUCUCCGUGGCUCGAAUCAAAAGCCGGCAAUAGAACAGGAAGCUCGCAAUGUUCUAAUGCCCUGCGACAACGGACAGUCUUACAGCGUGUCGCAAAACAAAAUAGUGCAUCUACCUUCUCCCAGUCCCGGCACUCCUAGCGUAAAAAAUAGGAUUAAUAAAUUGGAAACUCAGGGGCAGAAGAGAAAGGGCUUAGUUCUGAAUCUGACAAAUCAGUUUGAAGCGGCCAGCAGUAAACCGUCGUCACCUGGAUCCGAUUCGGAUGCGAAACGUCUGCCGCAGAACUCGGUUACGGAAGACAACGCAAAGCCGAUCGAGACCGAUCAUUGCGAACGAGUGAGUCGAGAGACCGACGAUUUUGUCGCGAAUAAACUUUCCGAGGAAACGGUUUGGGAUCCCGGCGAGGAGCGGCAGAAAGACGGCGGGAGAAAAGAUAUGGAUCAAGAAUUCGCCGAGAUCAACGAUAAUAAUAGUGAAUGUCUAGUCUGGACUGCAUCUGCGGACAUUGCGUGUGCUGAUUCGUGUGUUGACAAUAAAACUGACGGGAAUGUGAUUGUGCAAAGUGAAUAUGUGACGAGUGCGGAUACCUCUGCGGCGACGGUUACAACAACGACAACCGCGAUCGCGACAUGUCCCGAUGUAACAGGAAAAAAGAGAAAAGACGGUGAUCCGUUCAGCGCGCAGUUAGAUCGUGUGUUUGAUCGCGAGGAAAGACGGGGUGAACCCGUAACGAGGGAAUCUCCGAGUCGGCAAAGUUCCUGGAGCAGUUACGACAGUGCGGUGGUUCUGGACAACAAUUCGGUUCACAGCUCGUGGGCGACGUUACCGUCGCGGAACAGUUCCUGGGGUUCCUAUGACAUGCGGCCGUCCGAUUUACUCGGCUCCAGCGGAUUGUUCCCAUACGACAAGGAGGAGAUUCCGUGGCAUCCGGGCACGGUUAAGCGCACCAAGCAAAAGCUAGAGGAAGGUACAACGACGGCCGGCGUGAAACGCGUGUGCACGCAGACGUCGGCAGUCGCGGACGACAAAAGCGACGGAUUGGUUGGCGAAACGGAUGCGCCGUCCGCGGUUGAAACGUACAAUCCGGUAUUAUUGCAACACAUGCCAUCUCCGACACCUCGAAGGAGGGAUUCGUCGCCCACUCAAGAACAUAAUCUUAAAGUAGAAACGAAUAGAGACUCGCCGAGCCCGGUAGGUAGCAUUGAUAUCUCCCUUACGUCUAUGCGUCAGCUCGGAAGAUUGUCUACGAGCGCUCCCGCACCGUCCUCAUUGUCCUCCGAGACUGAUCUACCGUUAUCCCUGCGGUCUUGUAGAUCGGAGAGCGAGACGUCCAGUCCGUGCGUCGUCAAUACUCCUCAAUGUCCAUCCGUGAAGCACAAUAAAAUGGUCUUGGAAAAUCUCUGCAAUAAGCCCGUGUUCAGUAAGCGCUGUCUCUCCGUGGACGAUUCGCCGGAAGCUGAGUGUCCGCGAAGCACGUCCGGCAUAGUAAAGAACCUGAAGAAGGAGUUCGAGGCGAAGUCGACCAAGAUUGAGAAGAGUCCUGAGAACGCGUGCGAUAGCGAGAACGUGUCGUCGUCGAUGCCCGCACGACCCAAGAGAGACGUGAAGAUCAGGAGUCUGCCAUCAUCGCCGGUAAUCCCACACAACGAAUCCAAGAUCCAGUCGUCGUCUAGCGUCGGUGAAACAACCAAAGACAACAACAAGCGAGGCAGGAAAAGCGAAUUGCCGACGACGGCAACGUUGUCCCAAGACAACGUGGAAGAUCUCUCCGUUAGAGUGUUGGUGGGAAAGUACGAAGUUGCACGACCCGAGCCCAAGAAGACAACGGACAUUCAGCUGCGCGCGCAUAAUAAGGACAAGGAUUGGGACGCCAUAGAGGUGCAUUCACCGGCAAAAUCAAAAAUCGCUCCCGAGUUCUCGAGACGAUCAGCGCCGAUCAUGAUCAACAAUCACUCCUCGCCUCUUUACAACGAGACACCGGAAGCUCCUGGCAGGCCGCCGGCGGUACCGUCACCCAGCGUAGUUAUGGCCAGCGUGGUGGCGAAGGCAGCUAGCAAGAAGCAACAGCAGCACGGCAGAACGCAUCCCCUCGCCAGGCUGCAGGUCAGGCCUAGGCACAGCAGUCCGGUUUACAAUACUAUGUAAAAGCUGUAGCGACGCUCCUUCGCACUCGUGCGCACGUCGGAUUUUCAGGCAUUUACGCGUACACGGCGUACCUAAAUCCGAACGAGAAGAAAAAAAAAAGAAAAAAAAAAAAAUACCCACCCGUUUCACGUGGGUAUGUUAUCGUGACGAUGAAGUCGUGUGAUCUCUAACGUGUUGGCGAUGAGAGAAUGUUUCCGAGCUAAGAUGAUCGCGGCACCUGUUUUCCCGAGAGUUAAACAUUUUCUUUCUUUCAUCGUUGUUUUCUAAUCAUCAUCGCUGCAUUUGCUUGUACAAGACACAAACAUCGUUUUAUAUUCGUUUGAGGAAAUCGAUCUUGUCAUUACGUCAGUGUAAUGUAACUUAUUAUUUAUAGGACAGUAACUUUAAUAAGUGUUCGAAUAUCUUUUACUAUAUAUAAAACGAUUAAUGGGCGCUCUUUGUUCCUUCUCGUCAACGUAUAUAUAUCUUGGAUUGACGUUAGUUCAAUUACUUUAAGCUGGAAAUGCAACAAAUCACGAGGCUGCGCGUCAAGAAGGAGGUCAACGUAAAAUUUAUAUUAAAGACUAAAGGAUAAUAUUGUUAAUUCUGUAUCACUUCGUCGUAAACUUAGUUGGGCUCGGAAUCAAACGUGCGUUAGAUGUCGAAAAGGUAUCGAACGGUAUAUUGUAUAUUAUGAUGACUUAAAACGCGAAAGACGGGGGCACAGCCUUUGUGUUGUGAUCUCGCGUAAGACAAAAACAAAAGAGAAAAGAAACAAGAACCGAGUGCUCAGUCAGGCUGUGAAUGUAAGGUCUGAGCCUCGGGCACACGGUGACCUUUCUUCUGCUUCGCUUUCUUAAUCUUUUUCGUUCUUCGUCGGAUUCGUUUUUUUUUUUUUUUUUUCGUUUUGUACGUUAUACUUGCGAGAUGAUCAAUUUUCCCCAAUCUGCGUGAACGAUCUUGUCGAUUUUGUCGUAGCGUGUACGUAACAGAAGUUUAAUACGACGAGACCUCGAGAUAAAUGUAAUAUUAAGUCACACUAUUAGUAAUUUAUAGGUGAUAAUGUGAUUAGAGUGAUAUGCACAUGUAUGCGAGAAUAUGACGUAGCGAAGUGUUUUUUGUUAAGCGAUAGUUUUUUUUGUUUUGUUUUGUUUUUUCUUUUCGUCAAAAGUAGGAGCGCGAUCGAAAAAAAGAAGGUACCGAAAUUCACAAAUUUCUGAAUCCGUUUCCUAAGAAAAGUUUCCAUUUUUACCGAUCUUUUUUUCUUGUUUUUUUUUCUUUCUUUUUUUUCUCACCGACAGCAUACAAGAUAUUCCACGAAUGUCUCAUAAACAUUUUAUUGGAUAUUGCAAUAUCCAGAAAAUAUUUAGUCGAUAUCUCUAAACGCGUCUGUGCUGUACAAUCGUCGGGGUACAAUUAUCUUUACAAAUGCACAGAGUUAUACAAAAUUUGCUCGAAAGGUCGUGUGUGUGUGUUGUAAGAUACUUACAUAUUAUCUUUUACUCAAAAGUAUGCGUUGCAAUAAAAAAUGUUUCUUACUAGGAAGAAUUCGAUUCCGAUUCGACAGGUUUUUCAUCGAAUGUUGCAAUCUACUUAUUGUAGAUUAAGUUUUUUUAAUCAUGGAAUUUAUUUGUGAUUUAUAAAAAUCUCGAAUUAAAAUUUACAAAAUUUAUUUCCUCGAGAAUUGGGUACCUCUCUCUUUUUCUCUCCGGUUCAUCAAUUAUUAUUAAUCUGCUCUUUUUUGUACUCUCUACUAUUGUAUAGAUUAUUUCGAAUAUCUUAAUUCAAGGUCGGUUGAUUGCGUAACGCUUUUCAAUAACUGACGAUGCGGCAAUGAUAGUGCAUCAAGAAGUUUGCUGUCAACUCCCGUUGAGUCGAAAAAAAGUACAAUAAAAUAAUUAAAAAACAAAAAAAAACAAAAAAAAAAAAAAAACGUGGAGGAAAACAGCGGAUCGGUAUCACGGGUUGCAUGCAGGUACUGUACUUUACUACUGAUCGUCCAGAAACAUUGCAUCUGAGUGUGAAUAUUUUUUUAAACAUAUCACGGACUCUGUCAUUCUUUACUUUCGUAAAUCACAAUCGCGUUUCUAUCGCAUCGCAGAAUUUAGUUUAGACAAAGAUAUAAAAAAAAAUAGAAAAAAUAAAAAAAAAAAACAACAAAUUCCGGGAUUUAUCGCGCAUUGACGACCAAUUUUAUACUCUGAUGUAUUCUUGAUGAAUGCGACCGCGUUGCGCUAAAAAGAAUGACGCUUCGCAGAGCGCGCGCGCACGUCGCGAUUAUCGUGUAUAAAUAUAUUUUACUACAACCAAGUUUCGCAAAAACCAAAUUAGGCUUGUUGAUUGUUUAGAUUUUUAGAUACGAGCGAAAGAUGUGCUGGAACAUUCAGUAGUUUUUUUCCUCGAAUAGUUCGUUGGAUCGCACUUAGAGAUUAAACUAUUGUCUCCUUACGCAGUUAAGUCCAAUUGGAUGCGCGAUUCAGAAAGAUUUGUCUCUGCGGAUAUCUCGCGAUCGAAGAAGACGACGACAUGUCCUUUUGUGUUUUGAACUGCGCAACGCGAAGAUUUUGCGAGGAGAAUCGCAAAACGCGCAAAAUCUCGAUACGGAGAAACGAGAAGGACAUGCCGUCUCUCCUCGAUAAUUUGCGAGCAAAUUAAACCGAUGCGCUUUCCGCUCUCUCUCUCUCUCUCUCUCUCUCUCUUUCUCUCAACGUGUUUGCGCGCGAUCUUUUUCUACAUCGAGUCGCUUGCCAACCGAUGGAUUUGCUCGUGUCAAAGUAAGUUCGUAUUGUCACAAAUCGAUGUGCUCAGUCUUAGUGAUUUUCCCUAUCUUCCUUACUCCUUUCGAAAGUUCGGUUCGUAUCUCCCUCCCCUCGUUUUUUAACCCUCGUCUUGCUUAAGUGUGUGCGUUCACUCGAUACGAGAACUUGCUGUCAUAUGAGAAAUGAUGAUAAAACCGUAUGUUGUUCUGUAUAAAUUUUGUACUAUAGUUUGUAUUAAAUAAAUACAUUGUUUAUUGCUUGA